GGAAGUUAACGAUUGGCGAGAUCUUGGCUGCGUUAUUGACACAACACUUUCUAUUGAUAGAAAUAAGUAGUGAUUGUCCCCGAGUCAUUGGUGCGCCAAGAACUCUGCGAUGGGCUGGCAGGAGUCCAUUGGGCUGGGCUGGCAGGUUCGGCUGGUGAUGCUGGGGAGGAGGAGGAGGAGGCUGCUGAUGGUGAUGGUGCCGGUCCUCCUCUCCGCAGGUCUGUGACAAGCAGGGAACAAGGCAACGACCGCUCAGCCCAGCCCUGGCUGACGGACGCUGGCGACUCAGACAUGGACAGUAGCCACAACGCGACCACCAAAAUGCUAGCAACUGCUCCAGCUCGUGGCAACGUGAUGGGCACAUCCAAACCCUUGGCUUUCUCCAUCGAACGAAUCAUGGCGCGCACUCCCGAGCCCAAGGCCCUGCCUGUCCCCCACUUCCUGCAGGGAGCCGUGCCCAAGGGGGACCCAAAGCACUCUCUGCAUCUCAACUCUUCGAUCCCCUGCAUGAUCCCCUUCGUGCCGGUAGCAUACGACACGAGCUCCAAGGCAAUGACUGGAUCGGAGCCGCGGAAGGCGAGUCUGGAAUCCCCAGCAGCUCCUGCUGUGGCGCCCUCGGCUUCCGCGUUCAGCUGCAGCGACCUGCUCAACUGCGCGCUGAGUCUCAAGGGUGACCUGGCCCGCGACGCGCUGCCACUGCAGCAGUACAAGCUGGUAAGACCGCGUGUGGUCAACCACUCUUCUUUCCACGCCAUGGGCGCCCUAUGCUACCUGAACCGAGGUGACGGCCCGUGCCACCCGGCUGCUGGCGUGAACAUCCACCCGGUGGCCUCCUACUUUCUCAGUUCCCCUUUGCACCCACAGCCAAAAACAUAUUUAGCUGAAAGGAAUAAACUGGUGGUUCCGGCGGUGGAAAAGUAUUCUCCUGGAGUAGCUUUCAAAGACCUGUCCCAGGCUCAGCUGCACCAUUACAUGAAAGAAAGCGCCCAGCUUUUGUCGGAAAAAAUCGCGUUCAAAACCUCGGACUUUAGCCGAGGAUCUCCUAAUGUCAAGCCCAAAGUUUUUACUUGCGAAGUAUGCGGAAAGGUCUUCAACGCGCAUUAUAACUUAACCCGUCACAUGCCAGUGCACACAGGAGCCAGACCCUUCGUUUGCAAAGUGUGUGGAAAGGGUUUCCGGCAAGCCAGCACUCUCUGCAGGCACAAGAUCAUUCACACGCAGGAAAAACCUCACAAAUGCAACCAGUGCGGCAAAGCGUUCAAUAGAAGUUCCACUUUAAACACGCAUACCAGAAUACAUGCAGGUUACAAACCGUUUGUGUGUGAAUUCUGUGGCAAAGGAUUUCAUCAAAAAGGGAAUUACAAAAACCACAAGUUGACCCACAGCGGGGAGAAGCAGUUCAAGUGCAAUAUCUGCAACAAGGCUUUCCACCAGGUUUACAACCUCACCUUCCACAUGCACACCCACAAUGAUAAGAAGCCUUUCACCUGCCCCACGUGCGGCAAGGGCUUCUGCAGGAACUUUGACCUCAAGAAGCAUGUCCGAAAGCUGCAUGACAGCAGCAUGGGGCUGACUCGCACGCCCGCUGGGGAGCCAGGCAGCGACCAGCCGCCCCAGCUACAGCAGCCGCCGCCUGCAACUCUGCCGCCUCUACAGCCUCCGCUGCCUCCUCCCGGGCCUCUGCAGCCCGGGCUCCACCAGGGCCACCAGUGAACGUGAUCGAGGCCAAGUUUCCUCCCAACCCCAGCUGGGGAGCUCCACCGCGGAGGCAGCAGCAGACGAGAGUUGAACGUUCGGGUUAAAGCUCUUCUGCAGAACCUAGGGCAUGUUGGGCCCCACGGUGUAGGGUGGACCAGAGCCUCUUCAUUCCUCUGCCUUUUGCCUCUUGCAUGCACCUGCUAAUUGUGUAUUAUAUUCUACAUAGGCACUAACAAUUAUGAGACAUUUGGAGGGUUUGUUUCAUGAUUUUUUGUAAGUUGUAAAGACUUCAUCUCGGUUGGAGAGAUGGUGUCUGUCUGUUUGAUUUUUUUUUUAAAGAAAUUUCUGCUGUAUUUAUUGAGAACUGUAUUAUCCUAUCUGGGAAUGAUGCACCAUAUUAAUUUUAUUAUUGUAUAUAUUUCCAUUAUGUCCAUUCUGCUGCCGCAAGAUGCCUGCUGAUUAUCAUUUCCUCCUCCCCUAAAGUAAUAAAACACUGUGUGUAUGUUAUAUAUACACACAUAGAUGUGUGUGCCUGGAAAGGCACGUUGCACAUUCAAGAGCACACACAUGCACAUAUACACACUCUCACAUUAGAUAAGAGUGGUUCAUUAUGAAUGGAUAUGAAUUUUGGUUUUGAUUCUUGCACGUGGAAGUUGAUUCGUUGAUUAUUGGAAAUAAAUACUUGGGAUAUGCUUAUUUAAUCA
Messenger RNA from Castor canadensis (American beaver), 2402 nucleotides. It is a transcript of the gene Fezf1, whose product is annotated as FEZ family zinc finger 1. The record is from RefSeq and is a predicted model, not a curated record. Gene Ontology annotation, cellular component: nucleus. Gene Ontology annotation, biological process: embryo development; regulation of transcription by RNA polymerase II. Gene Ontology annotation, molecular function: RNA polymerase II transcription regulatory region sequence-specific DNA binding; DNA-binding transcription factor activity, RNA polymerase II-specific. Lineage: Eukaryota; Metazoa; Chordata; Mammalia; Rodentia; Castoridae.